Messenger RNA from Sebastes umbrosus (honeycomb rockfish), 1606 nucleotides. RefSeq names its product RING finger protein 208-like. Bases 361 to 774 code for a protein of 137 amino acids. NCBI's taxonomy places the organism in Eukaryota, Metazoa, Chordata, Actinopteri, Perciformes, Sebastidae. The transcript has 3 exons. Gene Ontology annotation, molecular function: ubiquitin protein ligase activity. The record is from RefSeq and is a predicted model, not a curated record. Gene Ontology annotation, biological process: protein ubiquitination.
AAGGAUCUUCAAGGUCAAAGUUUUAUUGUUUUUUUAUUCCCGUUGAGAUUGCGCACAACCUAUAAUCCUUUUAUAGGAUAACAAAACCGGUUAUGUGACUCAUGUUUCAUUGGAAUGGAGUUCCACAGAAAGAUGUUUACCUGUAGAGUCUUCCUUGGAACUCCACACGUGACUACUGCAGGUAUGCUUUAUAAUAACAGCCAAGCCGAACAAACAGUCAAAGCAAGCCUCAGUCAUACCAGGAGUCAGUCAUACCUUCAGUAGUAAAGCAAUCGACCUGAUAAGUCCUGAACGUUGUCUGGUGAAGAGAUCCACUCUGCUUCCAGUCUAUAUUGCAUCAUCUACAACUCUCAAGCCACCAUGUCCAUAAACGAAGAGCUGGAGUGUGUCGUGUGCUUCUGCGAGUACUCACGCAGCGACCGGGUCCCACGGGUCCUCCACUGCAACCACACCUUCUGCGCCCCCUGCCUGGAGACACUGUCCAGGCUGGAGGGGGUCAUCCGCAGCGUCUCCUGCCCUCUGUGCCGCUGGAUCACCUGCACCCGAGCCAGCCUGACCCUGCCCGGGUCCCUGUGGGUCAACACGGAGAUAUGGGACCAGAUUGCGGAGAUGGAGCAGCAUGGGAUGAGGCACCAAUCGGUGGAGGAUUUGAAGGACCCAAAGCCCCAACUCAUCAUGUCAAGACUCCCUCAUCCAAGACACACUGGUUUCAUGGCCACACUCCAAACAAUGUUCAGUUGUGUGCUGCAAAGACGAGAGAUGGUACGCUGCUGACUGUUUUAACAGCAGAAGAAAUGGCAUCUCUACCUCUCUCAUCGGGGUUUAACUGGACAGACUGAUGAAUGUGACAGCUCAGGACUCCGUGUUUUGCUGGACAAUAAUGGACCUGCGUCUCAUUCACUGCUCGUGUCUUGUGAGGAUCUAAAAAGCUUUGUGUGAGAUUUAGUAGCCUAAGAUUUUAAAGUAAGUUUUUGUGCUGCUGAACUCCAAAAAGGGGUUUAAAAGGACUGCACUGACUGGAAGUCAACAAGUCUUGAUCUGUGAAUGUUUUGUAAAAUACAUAUGUUUUUUUUACCACGAUAAGAGUAACUGCAAUAUCAUCAAAUCAAUAUUAACUUAAUCAAUCAAAAUGUUUUACUUUUUUUUUUUUUAAUACCUCCCAAAAGUGUGAAGAGCUCAUUCUGAUUUAAAGGACACAAUCCAGUGGCAAUAUGUGGUGUAUUAUAUAAUGUAUUGUAAAUUAUUCUAAAAUAUUCAUAUAUAUAUAUUUAUAUAUAUGUAUAUUUAUAUUUGUAUAUAUGUGUAUAUUUCUUCAUUAUUAUUAUCAAUUUGCCCGCAUGCGUUUUAAGAAAAUCAGAUCCGAUGUGGAUCACUGACAUGAAUGAUUCGUAUCCUCUAAAUUCUUUAGCACAAUUUAUUCAGAUUUAUUUAUUUUACAUAAAUAAAAACAUACAGCUUACAAGUAUUUUUUUUUUUUUUUUUUACUCGAGUUAGACACAUUUCCACAAAAACCUUAUCUGUGAAUGAAUUUGUUACUGUUGGGAACAUGAAGAAUAAUGUUCUAGUAAUCAAAAAAAUGUUUUUUUAAUAAAAAAAUCCAAAAAUA